UCUCUUAUCAAUCGGAUAUAUCUAGGGCCGACUGCCGACUGCCGAGAACCCAAAACGAUGUCGUCUUUGGCCAUUCUCACGAAUCUCAUCCGAUGCUUUCCCACUCACAAAUAUCAAAGCCCAGCGUAUCAAAUCUCCUCUCUCUCUCCCUCUGCUUUUGAAUCAAUUUGAUUUCUCAUUAGGGUUUUUGAUUUUCUGUGUGUCUCUCCCAAGGGGUUUCCUCUCCAAUGUCUUCGCAAUCAGCAGCCUACUACUCCACACUCCCCUCCACUUCCGCCGCCACCGGCGACGCGCGCUUCUCCUUCCCUACGAGUCGCCCAUGGCGGGAGCUCGUCCAACCGUUUUCCUCCUUUACGCGCCCCUACGCGCUGGGCGAAGCCGGCAUCCGCAUAAAGGGCAACCUGAGCCACUUCCGCGUGAACUACGCGGUCAUCGUCCUCCUCGUCCUCUUCCUCAGCCUCCUCUGGCACCCGAUCUCCAUGAUUGUCUUCCUUCUCAUCUUCGUCGCCUGGUGCUUCCUCUACCUCCUCCGCGACGCGCCGCUCGUGUUCUUCAACCGCCACGUCGACGACCGCCUCAUUCUCGGCUUCCUCGCGGUCGUCACCGUCGUCGCUCUGGUGCUCACCACCGUGUGGUUGAACGUGCUGGUUUCGCUCUUGAUCGGAGCCGCGAUUGUCGUCCUUCACGCUACGUUUCGUGGCACGGAGGACUUGUAUCGCGACGACGAGCAAGACGCCGCCGAUGGAGGCCUCUUCUCCGUUGUCGGCAGUCCCCCCACGCGCUCCGCUUUCAGCCGCAUAUAAGACCGUUUGUCACGCGCCGAAGGUUGUCGAAAUACAAAGAUUUCUCAUCAUUGAACAUGCCGGGCCAGGAAUCUGUAUGAAUUGAAGUUAUACAGAUUCUCUUUACUGUUGUGCCCUGUGUGUGUGAGAGAAGUUGUCAACUCCGUUGAUUGUGGGAUUGUGGGAUUUACAAGUACAAGGCAUUGGAGAUUGCAAUGCAUUUGUUAUGGCCCAUGUGUGGGAAUGCGAGAGAAACGAUUCAAGGAAGAAGCCAAAAGGCCAUUUUUAUGGCCCUUUUCAUGUUCUACUUAUUAGUUUAAUGAUACAGAUUUUGUAAAUUCCGAUUGGAGUUUGUAGUUUUUUGAGUUCCUUCAAUUAGUGGGAUAUUGUUUCAUUGUUGAAUGCUUUCAAUGUUGUGUGUGAGCUUAAUAGGAUUGUAUCUUUAGAACCCCAA
Messenger RNA from Corylus avellana, 1236 nucleotides. RefSeq names its product PRA1 family protein F3. Gene Ontology annotation, cellular component: endoplasmic reticulum; Golgi apparatus. Gene Ontology annotation, biological process: vesicle-mediated transport. NCBI's taxonomy places the organism in Eukaryota, Viridiplantae, Streptophyta, Magnoliopsida, Fagales, Betulaceae. The record is from RefSeq and is a predicted model, not a curated record.